CUAGCAUCUCCCCCGUAUAUAUAUGCUUGCUCCGCUCAUUGUCAAAGGCGUCUCCAUUGCGUCUAGCAUCUCCCCGGUAUAUAGCGCGCCCCUACGUAAACCCUCACCCACCACCACGCCGUAGCGGAGAGAAGAAAGGAGCGCGCGAUCGAUGUCGGGCUCCGGCGAUCAUCGCGGCGGCGGGCCUCCGGGUUCCGAUGAUGGCUGGGAAAUCGUGGGGAAGAAGAAGAGAUCAGGCCGAGUAGCUGGGAGACAGCGGGCACCACAGAGUUCCACAAAUGCGACACCUAACACAGCAAGGACAGCAUGGGGUGGCAAUGGUGCUGCUAACAGAGGCAAUCCUAGACCGCCACCACAAGCACCACGCCCUGUUCCUACUCCAUCUCUGGCAAAUGGUAGGCAGUGGCCAUCCGGGCCUCGCCCAUCUGGUUCUGAAGUCGAGAAGGAUGAUGCUCCUCCAACUGGUUCUGACCGUGAGGUGGAGAAUGUUGAUGACAACACCACAUCACAUGACGAUGAUGAUUUGGGUGAUGAUACCAGUGAUGACUAUGAUUCUGAUGCAAGUGAGAAAAGUUUUGAGACUCGAAAAAUGAACAAGUGGUUCAAAAAGUUCUUUGAAGACUUGAAUAAAUUGAGUGUGGAACAGAUUAAUGAACAAACUAAGUCAUGGCAUUGCCCGGCAUGCCAAAAUGGACCUGGGGCAAUUGACAGGUACAAAGGGCUGCAACCUUUAGUGACUCAUGCUAGAACUAAGGGUACUAGAAGGGUUAGGCUUCACAGAGAAUUUGCUGCAUUGCUGGAAGAGGAGCUAUCUCGCAGGGGAACUUCAGCGGUACCAGCGGGUGAACAAUUUGGGAAAUGGAAAGGACUACGAGAAAGCACCGAUCGGGAGAUAGUAUGGCCACCAAUGGUUAUUGUUAUGAACACUUUAUUGGAAAAAGAUGACGAUGAUAAGUGGAAGGGCAUGGGGAACCAAGAGCUCCUUGAUUAUUUUAAAGAUUAUGCAGUAACUAAAGCACGUCAUGCCUAUGGUCCCUCUGGGCACCGUGGUAUGGGCUUGCUAUUAUUUGAAAGCUCAGCGGUGGGCUACAUAGAAGCUGAACGUCUGCAUAGGCACUUUGUUGCUCAAGGUACAGACAGGAAUGCAUGGAACCUCCGCAAGGAUCGAUUUGUACCUGGUGGGAAAAGGCAACUACACGGCUUCUUAGCGAGCAAAGAGGAUAUGGAGGUGUUUAACAAACAUUGCCAGGGUAAAAGCCGCCAGAAGUAUGAGAUGAGGUCUUACAAUGAGAUGGUGGUGAUUCAGAUGAAACAGAUGAGUGAAGAUAACCAACAACUGAAUUACCUAAAGAACAAGAUGGUUAAGACAGAGCAGAGAUCUAAAGCAGUAGAAGAAACAUUGGGUAUUAUUACCCAGAAGCUACGUGAGACUAUGGAAGAGAACGUAUUUGUCAAGAGGAAAGCAAAAGAGAAGCACUUGGAGUAUGAGGAAGAGAUGAAGCACCAGGAGGAAUUUUUUCAUAGUCAAAUUGAGGGUAUUCACAAGGCCACAGAGGAUAAAGAAAAACGAUUUGAGAAGUUGCUGCAGGAGGAGCGCUCAAAGGCUAGACGCUUUGAUGUUGAUUCUGGAACUACCGAAGAAGAUCGUAAGCUAAGGAAGGAACAUGUACAGAAGUUCAUUGAUUGCCAGGUCAAGAAUGUGGCAGAGUUUGAAGCUGAGCGGGAUGAGCUGAUCAAAGGCCACGAGGAGAAGAAGAUGAAGCUCAAGAAACAAUACAUGGAGAAGGAGCUGGAGCUGGAGAGGGAUCACGACGCAGCCCUGACGGCCCUGAUGGAGAAGCAUAAGCCAGAUACUUUUGAGGCCUCCAGCUCGUGAAUAGGCUUCAGCGAGAUAUUCAAUAGAUGUUGCUAAAACAUGGUGUCUGUUGUGGUAGUGUGCGUGAUAUGGAGACAUGACAUGACCAACACCGCGUUAUAUGAUCGUACUGUGUGGUUCGAGCAUCUGAACACUGAGCGUAUUGCCUGUGAGGCUGUGAUGGCAUAUGGGGUCAAACCACAGCUUCGAUUUUGCCCUCUAAGCCAUCUCUAUAGACUGCUGUCUAUAGAGUAAAGAGUUUGUAACAUGAAGUGAGAUAGGGAAGCCAUCUCUAGCAGUUUACUCA
Messenger RNA from Zea mays, 2162 nucleotides. RefSeq names its product protein SUPPRESSOR OF GENE SILENCING 3 homolog. NCBI's taxonomy places the organism in Eukaryota, Viridiplantae, Streptophyta, Magnoliopsida, Poales, Poaceae. Gene Ontology annotation, biological process: regulatory ncRNA-mediated gene silencing; defense response to virus. The record is from RefSeq and is a predicted model, not a curated record. The transcript is spliced from 6 exons. The coding region runs from base 152 to 1876 and encodes 574 amino acids.